Echinostoma caproni is the source of this 1125-nucleotide messenger RNA. NCBI's taxonomy places the organism in Eukaryota, Metazoa, Platyhelminthes, Trematoda, Plagiorchiida, Echinostomatidae. The record is from the annotation of a GenBank genome assembly.
AUGUCCACGACUGAGACGAAAACCGAUGUACUCGUUCAGUUACGUUCGCGUGAAGCCAGGACAGCGGGUUUGGUGAAAACUGUACCGUUUGUUAUUGAUGAUCUACUCGCACACGAGGUCGGGGCAUGCGGAUUUUGGCAAUGGUCUUUGGUUUUCCUGGCCAUGUUUAGCACAGCAGCCACGUCCAAUUUCCCGAACUUUUUUGAUACCCAACCCCGUCAACGAUGUCAUAUGGGUGAUUUGUGGGAAGCGGAAUUUGCCGAGAACGGACUGGAUUUUGAUCGAAUUCUGCAACUCACUGGCGGCCUAUCAUUCUCACAGGGUGAGCAUAAAUCAGAAACAUUUAUCGGUUGUCAGCGUUUUGAGGCCGACUGGGAUUCGGGACCACUGACACCUUUGAAUCAAACCAAUUUGACUGUACUACCGGUACCUGGUCUGUCGAAUCGCACGAUUGCCUGUCCGCACGGAUACGUGUACUCAUUCGGUGCACAUCAGUAUCGGGGAGGAAUUGUGGUCGAAAUGGAUUUGGUCUGUGAUCGGCAUUGGAUGAUUCCGGUGGGAACAUCACUGUUCAUGAUCGGUAUGGUUCUGGGUUAUGUGCUUUGUGGAAUUUGGGCCGGUCGAUUUGGUCGGAAAAAUGCUCUCUUAUUUUUCUCCGUUCUGGAACUCGGCUCGACUUGGCUCUGUUCUUUGACACACAGUUUUUGGCUAUUGAGUACACUCCGAUUUUUUGUCGCUAUCGGUUCGUAUGCAAAACUCAGUGCGUUCAAUUUGAUCAUUCUGGAAAUCACUGUGGCCAGAUAUCGCAGUCUAUUUAACGCACUGGUUAUCUUGGGAUUCAAUUGUGUGGGCAGAUUACUGUUGGUGGCAGUCGCUUACUCGUUCACCAAUUGGCGAGCGCUAAAUUUCGGGGCUUCUUUGCAUUGUGCACUCACCUUCACCUAUUUCUGUAUUGUGCCAGAAUCCCCACGUUGGUUGUUGGCUCAGGAACGGGCCCUGGAUGCGAUUCGUGUGCUGCAACGUGGACAUAAGAUUAAUCAUAUGCACAAACCGGGCACAAUGCCCUCGGAAUUGUUGGAACGACUAGGCGAACAGGAACUUUUCGGAUCGACAGUAANACAGUAA